Messenger RNA from Sorex fumeus (smoky shrew), 626 nucleotides. It is a transcript of the gene MRPS17, whose product is annotated as mitochondrial ribosomal protein S17. Lineage: Eukaryota; Metazoa; Chordata; Mammalia; Eulipotyphla; Soricidae. Gene Ontology annotation, cellular component: ribosome; mitochondrial small ribosomal subunit. Gene Ontology annotation, molecular function: structural constituent of ribosome. The coding region runs from base 115 to 501 and encodes 128 amino acids. Gene Ontology annotation, biological process: mitochondrial translation. The record is from RefSeq and is a predicted model, not a curated record. The transcript is spliced from 3 exons.
AGGAAAACGCUGGGAGCCGCGGUGCGGGCGGCGCGACCUGCGUGCGGCGUGACGCCAUCACGCUCCGACCGGCUGCGAGAGAGAAGGGGCGCUGGAGAUUUUCAAAGCCACAUUAUGUCAAUAGCGCGUUCAUCUGUCCAUGCCAAAUGGAUAGUAGGGAAGGUGAUUGGGACAGCAAUGCAAAGAACGGCGAAAGUGAGAGUGACCAGGCUUGUUCUGGAUCCCUAUUUAUUAAAGUAUUUUAAUAAACGAAAAACCUACUUUGCCCAUGAUGCUCUUCAGCAGUGCACCGUUGGAGAUAUUGUGCUACUCAAAGCUUUACCUGUUCCUCGCACAAAGCAUGUGAAACAUGAACUAGCUGAGAUUAUUUUCAAAGUCGGACAAGUCAUAGAUCCAGUGACUGGAAAACCCUGUGCAGGCACUACCUACUUGGAAAAUCCAGUCAGCUUGGAAACCACCCCAACCAAAGAUGUGAAAGAACGUUCCAUCUCUUCACAAUAAAGGAGUAGAAGGAGACAGGUGUUUUUGUUUUUUAAGAGAAAAAGUUUCAUUACCAGCUAUUUCUUCUGUUAUUUAUGAGAGAGAUAAAAGGAUAUGAUUAAAUACUUGUUAUAAUUUUUCAUAAA